Messenger RNA from Dunckerocampus dactyliophorus (ringed pipefish), 1727 nucleotides. Its product is annotated as zinc finger protein OZF-like. The record is from RefSeq and is a predicted model, not a curated record. Gene Ontology annotation, molecular function: DNA-binding transcription factor activity; RNA polymerase II cis-regulatory region sequence-specific DNA binding. Gene Ontology annotation, biological process: regulation of transcription by RNA polymerase II. The coding region runs from base 494 to 1657 and encodes 387 amino acids. NCBI's taxonomy places the organism in Eukaryota, Metazoa, Chordata, Actinopteri, Syngnathiformes, Syngnathidae. The transcript is spliced from 2 exons.
AACAAGGCAAAGGAAAAAGGUUAGUAGGCGGUCUUAUGUAUUAAGUCCGCUCUAAUUCGUACAUUUUUACAUUUGUACUUGUUUCUGUCGCACAAAAACUACACAUUAAUUAUUCAUACCAGCAUAAAGUUUUCUCAGCGAACUUUGACGCUUCUCAGGCUAGUUUAGCUUGCUCGCUGCUAACAAAAGAGAUGCAGAAGGUAGCAUCGCAAACUGCGCAUGCGUCCGUCGCCAUUUUGGACUAUUACGUCGCCGAAGGGAUUGGAAAAAGUUAGGAAAAACGACGAGAUUGUUACCGCGUUUGUUCUUUUUCCCUCUUCACAUUCCGUGUACGCGGUGAGACAUUGUCAAUUCCUGUUGGGACAAAAACCUGUCUCAUCGCCACUUUGAAGCUUCUCAGGCUAGCUUAGCUUGCUAGCUGCUAACAAAAGAGACGCGGAAGUGAUCGACAUCGCUCAGUAGGGGGUCAAGUGUGAGUGUAAAGUGUGUAAAAAUGUGUAAAGUACAAAUGCUGAGAGCAUUGGUGAAUCAGCGACUAACUGCGGCUGUUGAAGAAAUAUUUGUAGUGGUAGAAAGAACGAUAGCAGAGUACGAGGAGGAACUUUCUCGAACAAAAGAGGAGAACGAGCGUCAACGUCAAAUGUUGGACACUGUUUUCAAGAAGCAUCAACUUGAGUCACACGGAGGAGUCAGUGAACAUCAUCUUACCCCUGAGCAGCAGCAGUUGAGCUCCAGAGUGGCACAGGAGGAGCCACAGCCCCCCCAUGUCAAAGAGGAAGUGGAGGAGCCACAGCCCCCCUAUAUUAAAGAGGAAAAGGAGGAUCACAACAUCAGCCAGGAGGAGCUUGAAGGACUGGAGGAGUUCUCGGUCAUUGAUGUCAUUGUGAAGAGUGAGGACGACGAAGACAAAGGUCAAAGUGAGGAGAAGAGCGAGGUGGAGGCUCCAAGCAGCAGCUCAGCUCAGCAGCUGGUCAGCUAUGGAGGGUCACAAGCAGACAGCCUCUUAGGUCCCGAUAGUGACACCGAUGAUGAAGUCUCUAAAGCUGACUUGACAUGUCACACUGACAACACACACCCCUUCGUGUGUGUAGUUUGUGGUAAAGGAUUUUCUCGAAAUGCACAUUUGAUCACACACACGAGGACUCACACAGGAGAAAAACCUUUCACUUGCUCAGUUUGCGGUCAGAGGUUCUCUCAAAAGGGCAGCUUGAAGAAACACACAAGAACACACACUGGAGAGAAACCGUUUUCCUGCACAGUCUGCAACACAAGUUUUAGUGACCGCUCAGCGUUGGUAAGGCACAUGAGAAGGCACACUGGAGAGAAACCAUUUUCCUGCUCGAUUUGCAACACACAUUUUAGUCACCGUUCAGCUUUGGUGACCCACAUGAGAGCGCACACGGGCGAGAAGCCAUUUUCUUGCCCGGUCUGCCAAACAAGUUUUCGAGCUCGUUCGGGGUUGGUCCAACACAUGAGAACGCACACGGGAGAGAAACCUUUUGCCUGCUCAGUUUGCGACCAAAGAUUCUCUCAAAAGGCAACUUUGAGAGAACACGCGAGAUUGCACACUGGAGAGAAACCGUUUUCCUGUUCAGUGUGCGACAUGAGCUUUAGUUAUCAUUCAUCAUUUGUGCAACACAUGAAAACACACGAUUGACAAUGUUUGGAUGUGUGAUUACCUGGUCAACAGUUCAUCAAAAAUAAAAAAACAUUUUUGGCUGCAUGUA